Molecule: messenger RNA, 936 nt
Organism: Glycine soja
Lineage: Eukaryota; Viridiplantae; Streptophyta; Magnoliopsida; Fabales; Fabaceae
Product: protein XRI1-like
Exons: 6
Coding region: 1-747 (248 amino acids)
Biological process (GO): male meiotic nuclear division; female meiotic nuclear division
Source: RefSeq, a predicted model, not a curated record
AUGGAAUUGGAAAUCACAGUGGAAGAGAAGUUUGAGGGAAUGAGAGCUAGAGUUAGAAGUGCAAUUGAUGGCCAUGCUAAAGAGAGCCAAUUUGAAGAAAGAGAAGGCUUUCCCGCUAUGUCACACUCACACCUCAAAAGCUUGUCUUCUAUCUGCUCCAGUUCCAUGGAAUUGGAGAUUGGAGCCACUCAUUCAGAUCAGACACUUGAGCCUUGGUUUCAGUCUGAUACAUCUACUGGGUACCUUCAAGAUGCCAUUGCAGGCAGGGGCAUUUGGUGCAAGGAACAAAAUUUAUCUUCCUGCUCUACGGAUGGAAAGGUAGAUGAAUUUCCAAUAUUUUACACAACAGGCCAACCCCUUCAUGAUUGUGGCUUUAGACACCAAAAAAGGUUCAUCACUACAAACCUAUCAUCAUCGCCACAAGGUGACACACAUGAAGCUGCAAUCAAACAUGAUCCUGCUAGGAGUAGCUAUGCAUAUGGUCAAAGGAAGAAAGUUGCUUUCCCCUUUAAAUUGGUGAAGUCUGGAGGAGUUGAAGGGGAAACAACACUCAAAGAUAUCAACCACCAAAUUCUCAGCACCCCAUCAGCAUCAAAGCCAAUUCCUCAUCCUGUGAAAGAUUCUGUGACAAAUCCAUGCAAAUUAGUCCGAGGAAGUUUUGGUUUGUCAGGAAAAGAAGUGGCAUCCGUUACUAGGAUUCACACACGGGGUAGAGGUUCCAUUACCAUUAUUAGGACCAAGGAUUAAAAGAGAAGUACCCUCUCAUUCAUGUGUUACAUAUGUCAAUGUCAGUGCUUUUUGCAUAAACUAGAACUCCUUGUGAUGCUUUCUUAUUAGUUUAUACCAAAUCUGUUACAAUGUAAUGACAAAAGGAAUUUCUGUUGCAGUAUAAUAAGUUCCACUUAUUAUUAUUGACUAUUCACAAUUGAACUAGAA